UUAAAUGGAACUUCGAAACGCUAACUUCCGAGAAGCGAGUAUUGACUCAGACAGUUGGCAUGAGGUUUCUCCCCCAAUUUACAGUUAUAGUUAACAGUAAAAGGGUUUAGUGAUCUCUAGCUGGUAAGUGGAAUGGAAGAAAGGUCGCAACAUCGAGAAUCAGGAGCAUCAGAUACUCCAGACUAUGUUUCCCACCAUGAAUGGGCAAGUCGACGAAAUGGACAACACAAGCCAUGAAGAGCCUACCACAAGCUCAAACUCGUCAUGUCCUUUAUCUGUUGUAUCAAUUCCGGGACUUGGUGUGCCUCAGAGUCUCUCAAACGCCUUACGGAGAAUUGAAGUACCUCAACUGGAUGCGAUACCAAUAUUGCUCGGUGAAGCCGAUGCACUGAUCACACCAAUUCGAGGACGAGAAAGGUAUACCGACGACGACUCUUCGCUCACUGUCCCCCACACUGUGCACACCGCUACCAAGUUUCCCCAUCUAAGUCGUCGGUGGCCUUCCAGGUUGAUGCGCCUUAUCAGUGAGAAAAGCAACGAUGAUGAGUGGUCUGCGGUGAUGGAACGACUACAAUCUCACCCGGAAGAAAUUGCCAUAAAAGGACCAGCUAAUGGUAUGAAUGCUUUUCAUGCUGCUUGCGUUCGGUACCCACCUCUUCAUGUGAUCUCAGCAAUGAUUGCAGUCAGUAAUCCAGAAACCAUCGGAGCCGCUAACGCCAACGGAGAAACACCCCUUCAUUUAGCGGCAGACGGUGCCAGUGAGGAUGUACAGAUGCUCCUGAUCGAUUGCGCUCCCAAAGCGGCGUUGGCCCAGGAUAAAUAUGGCGAUUGUCCAUUGCAUUUUGCAGCAAGAUCUGGAGCGACUCGUCACCUCAUGCAGGCCCUUGUGCAAGCGGCACCAGAGUCAAUAUCUAUCGCAAAUCCACGAGGCGUCACGCCAUUUUCGCUCCUGCCUCGAACUUUUUUGGAAGCAGAAGAUCUAGACGAGAUCUUCGAUGACGAAAGUGAUAAUUUUCGAGACGACUGGGAUCUACACGUGCUAUUUUUGAGCUGUAGCUACGUUGAAAAUGGAUACACUGUGCCCGAGUUUUCACUACUGGAGGAGGAUUAUCGAACAGACCGGUUCCAAGAUUGGAUAGUUCACGCCGCGGCUGUAACAGCAGCGUGUCCACGACAAGUUUUGACUUUUUUAUGCCGCAUGUUCCCGGAUCAAGCCCUCCGCCGCAACGAGAAAGGGUUUACACCGCUCCUUUUGGCGACACAAACGCCUGCAAUGGACGAGCCGGACGAGUGGAAUGAGAACGAAGACGGUUAUCGAGCUGAGAUCGACGCUGUCGAAGGCCGACUUCAGAUCGAAUCACAUGGUGUUACCUUUGAGGAAGUUUCUCCACAAAUGGGCGACUCGGCAUUUAUUUACCGGUCAACGUCUGCAUUGCGACCUGGGUUGAAGUCCAAACAAAAGGACUCGGUCAUAGAUAUAUUGCUUAGGUGGAGUCCACGGUCUAUAAUCUGUGAAGACGUACAGGGACGUCUACCUUUGGCGCAUGCUCUUGUUUCUGGUCAUUCGUGGCACACUGUCCGUAGUAUCAUUGCUGCUUGUCCACGGGCUCUUGAAGUUCGCGACCGAGCUACAGGCCUCUAUAUGUGUCAGUUGAGCAGUAUCCACUCUCCAGAUCUUGAUACAGUGUACACAAUCGUUCGAAGCCAUCCACACUUCCUACGAUUGUCUGGAAAUUUCCAAGCUGGAAGAUCCUGCAAAAGCUCGGUAGGAAAUUGA
Phaeodactylum tricornutum CCAP 1055/1 is the source of this 1777-nucleotide messenger RNA. RefSeq lists its product with no specific name. Gene Ontology annotation, biological process: actin filament bundle assembly. Gene Ontology annotation, molecular function: actin filament binding. The transcript has a single exon. Gene Ontology annotation, cellular component: cytoplasm. Bases 185 to 1777 code for a protein of 530 amino acids. The record is from RefSeq and is a predicted model, not a curated record. NCBI's taxonomy places the organism in Eukaryota, Bacillariophyta, Bacillariophyceae, Surirellales, Neidiaceae.